AAUAAUUAUCAGUAAUAUUUAUUUAGAAUUGAAUUCUCUGAUCAAUGAAACGAGCCCCUUGUCUCUGCGUGCCGCUUACCUCCUUGCAACAAGUGAUCUUCGACGUACAACACCACACCCCUACAAUUGUUAUGCAAAUGAGCAUAGGGUUGCGUUGAGCGCUGAUUGGACAGACGUGGAAUACAAUUAUACAAUUGGUUCAGAGUGGACUGCAAACUAUUCUGCUCAACAAGUGACUUGUGGAUAGCGUUCAACAGAGUUAGAGAGAGAAACAAACAGCAGAAAUUGAGAAACUUUUCGAGACCUUUUUACUUUAUUUUUGUUUUAAAAAACUUGUUUAUAAAUGUUUUGAUUAAUCGUUUUCUCAUUGCUCCUUUUUUGGAGUUUAAUUUGGCGAGACAAUCCCGGCUGUAAAGAGACUUCACCUGCGCCGGAUUUGUUUGACCUGAUUAGGUUCGCUUGGACACUUUUAAUUGGCUGCUUUACGCAUUGAGCGGUUGAAACUCAAAGUGAGUAGGCAUGAUGUAUAGCAUGAUGGAGCAUGAACUGAAGACCGCGGGUCAACCUCAUCCCCACACGAACAGUCCAGGAAUGCCUCCUCCGGUCAGCGGGGUUGGAACUGCGCACCACGGGUCAAAAACUUCUUGUCCACCGGGCGGGGAUCCUAUGGACAAAGUGAAGCGCCCUAUGAAUGCGUUUAUGGUGUGGUCUCGUGGUCAGCGGAGGAAGAUGGCACAGGAGAACCCCAAAAUGCACAACUCUGAGAUAAGCAAACGCCUCGGAGCGGAAUGGAAACUUUUAACGGACGCGGAGAAGCGACCGUUCAUCGACGAGGCCAAACGUUUGCGGGCUGUACACAUGAAGGAAUACCCCGAUUACAAAUACAAACCUCGGCGUAAGACCAAAGCUCUCAUGAAGAAGGACAAUCACGUCGGCAAAUAUCCUCUCGCACCCGGCAACCUGUUGGCUUCAGCCGUGGCACAGGGACAAAGUGGCAGCCCGAGAAUGGACGGUUAUGGCUGGGGUCACGCCGGUGGUUAUAUGGGCAUGCAGGGCGAGGCACUCGGAUACCCACAGCAACUGCACCGCUACGACCUGUCAGCUCUCCAAUACCCGCCGGCACAGACGUACAUGAAUGGCGCCAGUCCUUACAGCCAAAUGUCCUAUAGUGGCAGCCCUCAGCAGCCCAGUCCAGUGAUGUCUAUGGUUAAACCAGAACCCCUAUCCCAUUCACCUACUGGAGUACCAAACCACCACCGUGGCGCUUUCCAAGGGGACCUGAGGGACAUGAUUAGCAUGUACAUUCCAGGUGGGGAUACCAGCGAUAGCUCAAACCAGAGGGCCUACCCUGGUGUCCAACAGCACUAUCUAGGUGGAACUGUUCCCCUCACUCAUAUCUGAAGUUUGGGACCGUAGUGCCACACAUAGACUGUAUGGAUUACUGAACACUUCUGAUUGUUUACUACCUCCUUGCUUUAAAUGAUCUGAAGUUGUCUGCUGAAACUGUCUAGCAAACUAUCUUUUUCAGUCUCCCGUUUUCUUCCUGUAUUUGCAGCCAUCACACUUUGACUGAUCACCUUUAACUUCCUAACUCAUGGCAUUAUAGACAAUUAAAGGGCUGCCACUUUGCAUAAACUCACCCUCAUGUCGUUCCAAACCCGUAAGACUUUAGUUUGUCUCCAGAAGAUCUUUUUAAUGAAAACUGUGAGCUUUGUCCGUCCAUUGACGGUCUACGCAACUGAUGCUUUCAAACCCUAGAAAGGUAUUUGAGGCAUAAUUAAAAUAAUCCAUGUGAAUCCAGUGAGGUUUAACCUCAAUUUUAUGAAGCGCUGCGAGUGCUUUGAGCAAAAAUAAAACAAUUUACCUCUUUAUUUACAAAAUAUCAAUCUCGUUUGUGUAACAACUUCCACUUUCUUGUCAACACAACACAUGCGUUUUGGUGCUCUUGAACACAUGUUGGAGAUUAAUAUUUUACGUCACUAAAAAUUGAGUUUAAACCACCGGAGUUACAUGGAUUACUUUAAUGAUGUCUGUACUACUUUUCUGGGGCUUGACUGGUAAUUGCAUAGGCUGUCGAAGGAGGGAUAGAAAGCUCUCAGAUUUGGGAUCUGAAGAUGAACGUCAGUCUUUCAGGUUUGGAAUGACAUGAGGGUGAGUAAUUAAUGACCAGAUUUUCAUUUUGGGUGCACUAACCCUUUAAGUAACUUUUUUUUUUUUUUUUUUUCCCCUCAUUCCUGUGCAAUGUUUAGAACAUGCGUUGUUCAUGCAGCAGUGGGCAAUCUAAUUAGGGUACAAAACUGGUCUGCCAAUAUUGAUCGUGAUGGACAACAUAAGACCUUAAGGAGUGUAAAUUAGUUUUUGUUUGGUGAACCCUGUUUCCCACUUGUAUGCCCAAACUGGUUCAGCACAUAACUGAAUGAUUGGUCAAGUUGACCAAAGUUUCUUUAAAUUUGGGUAUUGAUAUAGUAGUGUUUUGGACAAUCUCAGGGCUUUCUUCAAACAAAUAGCAUGAAAAUGACCAUAUCGAUCAGCGUUGACAUUGCCUCAUUCAAUUAGAAAUCUUUGAAUCUGUUACCCAAUUUGUAAUUGAAAGUCAUUCAGUCAUUACAUGCUUUUCAUAUGUUAAUAAUAACUGAAAAUGCAUAUGUACCAUACCAGUGUGCAUACGUUUUUGAAUUUACUUACUUUACUUUUUUUUUUUUUUUUGUAUAUAGUCUCUACAAUGAAAUUGCACUCCUGUAAAUGGUCAAUAUUUUAGCCAUGUUUACAGAUUGCUAAGUGUUGAGUUUUUGCCUAGCAUUCCAGCAUUUCCCUCUUAUGGGUCAAACUCGAAUGCACUGAUCUUUGCUGUCAGUCGAUGCACUUCGUUAGACUAAGUUCUCUACCUCAUCUGGUCUUUCUCAUUAUACCACAGCAUUAAGUCUGCUUUUGCCAUUACAGUAUGGUUGACCAGUGAGUUCAGUGGACUUGACUGAAAUUUUCUGUUGGGCACUUGGUCCUUUUGACAACAAAAUGCAAAGUAAUGUCAAGGUCUUGAGGUUUGUUUUGAGCUCAACGUCGUGUGUGUGUAGGUGGCAUUUUGUGGCAGUCCAAAAUUAAGUUGGCUGCCACAAAGCUUGGUUAGUUACUAAUAUUUUGGUUAAAUGGUGAUUUAAGCACAAUGAUAAACAGUUUACAUUGCCAUUGAAGUGAGUUUGCAGCUUGCUGUUUAAUUUUUUUAAAAACUUUUUUAAUGGAUUUAAUUUAGGUUGUAAUUUUGUAAAUACCUCUUGUACAGUGUAUAUUUUUUGUUUUGUGGCUCUUAUAAGGGCCGUUUUUACAGAAUAAAAAAAUUAAAUGCA
This is a messenger RNA of Pimephales promelas (fathead minnow), 3341 nucleotides long. It is a transcript of the gene sox19b, whose product is annotated as SRY-box transcription factor 19b. The record is from RefSeq and is a predicted model, not a curated record. Gene Ontology annotation, molecular function: DNA-binding transcription activator activity, RNA polymerase II-specific; RNA polymerase II cis-regulatory region sequence-specific DNA binding. Gene Ontology annotation, biological process: brain development; negative regulation of transcription by RNA polymerase II; neuron differentiation. Gene Ontology annotation, cellular component: nucleus. NCBI's taxonomy places the organism in Eukaryota, Metazoa, Chordata, Actinopteri, Cypriniformes, Leuciscidae.